Poecile atricapillus (Black-capped chickadee) is the source of this 4552-nucleotide messenger RNA. RefSeq names its product F-box protein 40 (gene FBXO40). NCBI's taxonomy places the organism in Eukaryota, Metazoa, Chordata, Aves, Passeriformes, Paridae. Gene Ontology annotation, molecular function: protein binding; ubiquitin protein ligase activity; zinc ion binding. Bases 134 to 2251 code for a protein of 705 amino acids. The transcript is spliced from 3 exons. Gene Ontology annotation, cellular component: cytoplasm. The record is from RefSeq and is a predicted model, not a curated record.
CAAAACUACUUGAUGUUUCUGCCUGGGCUUGCUCCGUGUCCUUCUGUUCUCUUCUCUUCCUUUGCUUGCAGUUCUCCCUCACCCACCUCACUUCAGUCCAGCUGAGCACAACCAGGAGAGAAGUGUUUGGUACAUGCACGGGGACUCUAUGAUCAAGCACCGGGCCCAGAAAGCUCCCCCUGGGCAACACAGGCACUGUGAGCAAUGUUUCAGCCGGCACUGCCGCGCACCCAUUGAGGUCUCCGUGUCCUGCAUGGUCAUCAGCUGCCGCCUCCACUGCGGGGCCACCUUCCACAUGUGCAAGGAGGAGGAGCACAAAUUACUCUGCCCCUUGGAGCAGGUGUCCUGCCUCAACUCAGCCUAUGGCUGUCCUUUCUCCAUGGCCCGCUUUAAGCUGGGGAAGCACCUUCAGGUCUGUCCAGCCAGUGUUGUCUGCUGCUCGAUGGAGUGGAACCGCUGGCCAAAUGUGGAUUCAGACACAACCCUGCACAAGAAUAUUAUGAAAGAGGCCUUGAACGAAGAAUGUCUGGACACAGCUUUGGCACUCAGAGACCAGAAGAUACUUUUCAGGACUUUGAAAAUAGCUGAAUUAUUUCCAGAGUGGAGGAAAAAGGAUGAACUGGAGGAACUAAUGGAUCAAGCCAUGGGUGGAGAAGCAGGUGCUGUGGGAGGAGCUGCCUGUGGUUCCCAAGAGGGCAAUAACCAGUUUGAGCUCAGUCAACGUGAGCGGGAAGAUUUGGCAAAGGACAAAGAGGGAAUGGACCUGGGGAGUUACAAAACCUGGGAGAACAUUUUCAGCAAAGAGCUUCUGGCUUGCCAGGUAACAGGCUCAGCAACCAGCACAGGACAAAAGACGGAGGAGGCUUCCAAGAAAACAGCAUCAGCCUCUCAUGCUGCCAGCUCCACAGAAAAGGCAAAGGAAGGACCUGAUGGUGCAGAAGAAGGAAAGGGCCAAAAGUCUGAACAAGUAACACCAAGUAGAGAACUGAAUGGACUGGCUCCCUGGCAAGAAGGGGUCCUGGAAAGGCUGAAGAAGGAAGUCGGUGUAGCUGAUUACAACAUGUAUCUGGUGCAUCACGGGGGAAUGCUCAUCCGCUUUGGCCAGAUGGCUGCUUGCACUCCAAGAGAAAAAGACUUUGUCUAUGGGAACUUGGAAGCCCAGGAGGUGAAGACUGUCUACACCUUCAAAGUGCCAGUUAGUUACUGUGGCAAAAGAGCACGACUAGGAGAUGCACUGGGCCACAAGAUGCCAACUUCAGACAAGUCAGUGGAUACCUCAGAACUGGGAAUAAACAUAGAAGAACUACCUAAGACAAACAUAGUUGAAGCCACACUGCUGUGUGCUCUGGAAAAAGAGCUGAAAGGCCAUGAGAUCUCUGAAGCAAGAGGUAUCGAUGGACUCUUUGUGGAUUUUGCAACACAGACAUACAGCUUUCCUUUGGAGCCCUUCUCCUCCGGUGCAGUUCUAGCAGAUAUUCUGGAUGAAAACAGCCCACCAGAACUGCACAUGGAGCUCUACACUGAAUGUGUAACCAGAAGACACAACAAAAGCAGUUCAGCUUUCACAUUCACUUGCAGUCAUUUCUUUAGGAGGGAUGAGUUCCCAUCCCACUUCAAGAAUGUGCACGCUGAUAUCCAGUCAUGCCUGGAUGGGUGGUUCCAGCAUCGCUGCCCACUGGCCUACUUGGGAUGUCCUUUUGUCCAAAAUCACUUCCGCCCUGAGGGACUUAAGGCCAAGGUUAUUUACAGCAAGCCUCUCAAGACAUUUGCUAUUAAGCCAGAGGUGGACACCAUACUUGCUGAACCGGGAAAGUGCAAUUUCACAGUGGAUAGUCGAGGGAGAAACAAGGACUUGCUGAGCAGCCUCCCAGUGGAAGUGCUCAAGUACAUUGCAGGAUUCCUGGACAGCUUCAGUUUAUCUCAACUAUCACAAGUGUCAGUGCUCAUGAGGGACAUCUGUGCCACUCUUCUUCAAGAGAGGGGAAUGGUCCUGCUGGUCUGGGAGAAAAAAAGAUAUUCCCAUGGUGGUACUUCUUGGAGAGCUCGCAAAAAGAUCUGGCAGUUCAGCAGCCUGUUCUCCAGAGUUCACAACUGGCAGCGCAGUGACGUUCCGAGCAUGUCGGAGCACCUGAGGAAUUGUCCCUUCUACCAGGCAGAGCACAGGACGGACCCCGUGCUGCUGACGGGCAUGACUGAAUCUCGGGAGCAGACUCGAAAGACUUUGGUCUCUACUUUCAAGCACAGAGUCUGAACAGCUUGCUUCCCCUCUGCCAUGCUUCCUUCAGGGCUCCUGAGAUGAAGAUUUGGGGAUUCAGAUGUAAAGAUUGUUGCUUCCAACUCUCCUUUGGACAUACAAAAUUGGCUUCUCCCCAGCUGCGUUUGCAACAUCUGCUUUUUUUUUUCCCCUGCAUUAAUUUCUUAAAACUUCAACCACUGCUUACUAACAUCACACGCUUUCUGUUUAUGUUUCUGUUCCUGGUUUAAUACAGCAUCUUGAAGAAAGCAAUGAGGAUCUUAUUUGAAAACAGCAUUUUUACUUCCUUGAAGGUAGGCUGCUGCUCCUGUACUAUGUGCCUGAGGGAAGCAAGAGCAGUUAAUCUAUUUAGCUCAAAAAAAUUUGAAACACCUUUGUUUUGUCUGGAAAGCCAAGUUCUUGGAGCACAAGUAGAUGUCCUCCUGCCUGGCAGACCUUGGGACUGCUAACCUGCUCUGAGACAUGGGCAAAAGAAAAGGACACCCCAAAAUUACAUGAAUUAAUUAGAACUCCGGUGAGAAUUUGGGAAUUCACUGUGCAGUCACAGACCAUCAUUUAGGACCCUGACUAAAGCAAGCAGGCCUAGCUGAGUGCAAGCCUAAAGCUGAGCUCGUAGGAGCAUUCAAACCAAACCAAAGCAAACAAACUUGCUCAUUGUUAGAAGUAAUUUGAGACUCAAUUGACUUUUUAUAUUUUAAGGUAACAACUUUCUGCAGUUUAUCUGAAAAUUCAUUAAAGCUAUUAAAGAAUAUUUGAAGUCAUUUUUAAAAUGCCUUACCAACUCAGUUUUGCAGUUGUAAAUUGCAAAUUCUAAUUGUAAGCAACUGAAAACAGGAUGUCAAAGAAAUAAUAUUCUUUUCCAUAAAAGAUAAGUAAUUCAGUAGCCCAUUCAGAAAAGUAUGAAGCAAAUGUUUGCUUCAAUUAAAUGGGCUAGAGUAUAGAAUCUUUUUUUUACACAGCAGAAAAGUGAUUAGAAUUUGGUUUAUUUUUUAAUAAAUACACUAACUUCAACCAGAAUGGGCUUGCUGAGGCAACAGAUGAGAGAAAACAGGCAUGUUACCAGCAGUGUCUGUCUCAUUACACUAUUUUGAACGUAUUUCAGUGGUGCUAGUCAGAAAUGCCAUGGAUGUAGUAGUGGGUGAGAUUCCCCUGAAAUGGCCAUAAAUUUAUUUGUCAGCUUGGGACAGUUUCCAGCCCCUGCAGAGCCACAGGGUGCUGACUCAUCCCCUUUCUUUUUGAAGCUCGUGGAGAGAAGUGUGAGCUCAGGACUGAGGUCUGGCUUUCAUCUCUCUGUCUCGGGUAGGAGAACCUUGUUGAGAGCUGGGAUAUUUGCUGGACCACUGCUCUUCUCACCUGGGCUGGCCAGGUGCAAAGUGGCUCUGGUAGAUGGAUGCGUGCCACACUUGCCAUCCUCAGCCUUGUGCAGAAGGAGCCUCUCUUACCCAGAGAGGCUGCUGAAGAACCUGAGCCGAGUGCUUGGUAAUCAAAGGCAUGAAUUGUGUAGUGACCAAAACCCACCCUAAGGACAGCUCAGCCUUGUCUACACUAGCAGCUUAAGUGGGCCCUGUUAGAUUUUUAACCAUAUGAGGAUGUUUUUUGUCUCCAGAUACACACCCUCAGGAGCAUACAGUCUGAGCUGUGAGGACAGUGGAAUGGUCUCGGGAAAAAGAAAAGCAGCAGGUUUUUUUUGUUUGUUUUGUUGUUGUUGUUGUUGUUUGGGUUUUUUUAUGCUACUCUAUUUUUUGCCCCUAGAGAUCCUUCCUGGGAAGUCUCAUAAUGCUCUAGAUAUGAAAAUUAACCCUGCACAUGCAUCCUGCAGAAAACACAAGUAGCAUCCCAGGUUUAUGAAGAGGAAACUGAAGGGGAUGAACACAGGGAACCUAAGCUGGACCAACAGCAGUUAGAACCAGAUUCUCUGAUCCUUCAUCCCUGAGGCUUAAGCCACUGCACAAAAACAAACAGUCCAUCCUUUAAAGCUGCUGAGAAAAACUCACCUGUCCUCAAAACAUUCCAUAUAACAUAAGCUGCCCAAUAUUACCUCCUUGUUUUACCCAGCAAAGUUAACAGAUGUGGAAACAUACAGCCAGAAUUUCUAGACUUUGUAGGUCUCUAGAAUUCCUAGGUCUCUACAUCACGGCCUCAUUCUUCACUUAUCAUGUAUCUGAUUUUGAAAGAUGCUGAGCACCCAACUGUAGCUGCAGACCACAGUAUCUACAAAUGCCCAAAAAAUGGGUGCCAGAUUCUGUGCUGGGUGCUUGAAAAUGGAGCCACUUGUUUUUAUGUAUAAUUUGGGGAGGG